UUUGCUCGUAUUCGCUAGUACUUCAGUACACCUCAUCCCGUCAAACUUUAUAGCAACCACAAUGCCUAAAAGAAAACUUUCAUCAGGCCAUUCCCAAUCCCCGGAUCCGCUAUCAAUGAGUCAACAUGGCAGUGACGACGACGACACACCGCUCGAGGAACAAAUCACCGUCAAAAACCCGCCUCCGAGAAAGCACGCCGUCAAACCGACUCCAACUCGAUUGCAAGCUGUUGUCGAGAUUGACGUACCGGCUCAUCGUCUGAGAUCGAGAACGGUUGUUUCCAGUCCUUCCAAAAGAACGCCCGUCAAGACUCCCGUAAAGACACCUGCAAAGACACCAAUGACGGCGAAAAGGACUCGAAUGGUCAAUGAUGUGCCUUCACCUACACCAAAUGGGAAAGGCAAGGGGAAGGCCAAAGAAGUGCCAGAAGGCGAAGAACAGCCAACAAGUUCAAUAUUGAAAGCUUCUAUCAACUCUAAUAAAUCCAGCCGCAAACUCAAGACACCUGCUCGCACACCAGCCACGAAGGCUUCAGCUUCCACUUCCAAAGGCCUUGUCAAUAGUACUCCCACUCUUGCGUCCAGUAUUUCCAAACCGCUUCCCACCCCGUCUCCUGCUUUGUUAGAAGGAAGUGCUCGCAAACGUCCCAGGCUGAAUCAAUUUGCUGCCAAAACGCUUGAUUUCGAUAAUGGCAUCUUUUCCGAUCCCGACGACGAGCAAGAACAGGGGAAAGAUGGUGUUGUCGUUUCCACGGAGGUAUUUAGGGCUAACGAACGGCUGAAGAAGCAGAGAGAAGCGAGAAAUUUCACCUAUGAAGGUGAAGCGAAUGCACCGAGAAUGAUGAGGAGUGGUCGGGCACUGGUCAAAGUGAACGAGGAUAAGGGUGAUGAAGAUGAAGAAAUGGACGAGUAUGGUCCUCGAUUAGAGGAAGAGAACCCCUUGGCACCUCAGGCUCCCGUUAUACCUGACGUUCCAGUUGAGCCGCUUUUGAUUACCCCUUCUGAACCUUUGCCUCUUUCAACGCAAGAACCUUCCUCCCCUCCCAUAAUCAUCCCAGCCUUCCAAAGAACCUACCUUCAAGCUAUGCUCAACACCUUGACCUCUCAGAACGUUUCCAUCAACCCCCCACCUUUCGAAGAUGAAGAUCAUAACGAGACUCUACGAGGCGUCCUGAAUCUUAUGAAAGGUACUGUCGAACGAGGAGAAGGAAAUAGCGCCAUUGUUGUGGGCCCGCGAGGUAGUGGAAAGACACGUACCGUCGCCCGUGCUCUCAACCUUUUACCUUGCUCAUCAUCUACCUCUCCGAUCAUCGUGAGACUUUCAGGUCACGCGCAGACCAACGAUAAGUUGGCGAUUCGUGAGGUGGGACGACAGAUUGCAGAGGCGGAGGGACGGAAGUAUGGUGAUGAAGGGACAGGGGAUGAGGGCGAAGAUGUCGAUGAUGAUGAUGACGAGGAUUAUGCGCCUACAACAUUACCCUCCCAUCUCCUCGCUUUGCUGACUGCCCCUUCCCCACGAGCGAUCAUCAUCAUCCUUGAAGAAUUUGACCUUUUCACCGAACAUGCUCGUCAAGCCCUCCUUUACUGCCUCUUCGACGUGGUCCAGAGUGUCAAGACUGGCCCCACUGAAUCAACUCCCAGGGGAAUAGCAGUUCUCGGCCUCACCACGCGAGUGGAUACAUUGCUACUUCUUGAAAAACGUGUCAAAUCGAGGUUUUCACAUCGAAUAUGGCGAGUAACCUCGCCCCUUGCCUCUAUCGCUGCGUCUAACACAAUAAACGGAACAAAUGGAACGGAUGGAACGAAUGGGGUGAAGGAAGAAGGGGGAUGGAAGAGAUUAGUACAAAGAGCGUUAGUACUUUGGAAGACUGAAGAAGGAGAGGUGGACGAUGAAGUUGGAAAGUGGAAGGGCGACUGGGAGUACUCUGUCGAUGAAAUACUUCGCAAACCAACGAUACAAAGGAAUUUUGAUCGUCUGGCAAGUCUAACGACAGAUGUGAGAAAUAUUUACCGCCCAUUCAUUGAACCCCUGAUAGAUGUCAUUAAUGGGAAAACAGAAUAUCUCCGAUUGGACAAAAUUCUCAACAAUGUUGUUAAUCAAGUGGAAUGGGCUGGUUGGGGUUUGCAAUCUUCCAAACUUCGCGGCCUCCCACACCCUGCCUUGGGUAUAUUGAUCAUAGCCAAACAUCUCGCCUAUGCAGGCCGCGAUGAAUUCAACUUUGCGCAGGUUGAAGAAGAGUAUAUGCGUUUCUCGAGGACGAGGUUGGUUGGUAGCGGGAAAGUAAGGUGGCCCAUUGGCGUAUUGAAGCGAUCAUUUGAUCACCUCCAAAACCUCUCCCUACUCAUCCCUACCACCUCCACAUCAUCAUCCUCUCUCAACAGGCAACAACCCCAAUUCGCUCGUGUGAGAUGUGCGUUAGCGCCCAAUGAGAUUGUAGCUUGGUUUAAGGGGGAGGGAAAGGAUGUUUUGGGGGUGGAGAUGGGGAAUUGGGGGAGAAUGAUGGGUGGGCAUGCGUAAAAGUGCUAUGUUGUUGAUGUGCGCAAGCUGUUCUCGAUUGUUAUGAAUUGUCAGGUGAGGAGGCAUAUGUCUUAAUUGUGCCAAGGUACGGAGUAAUAGGUGUGGACAAGUGCCUUGCGCGCUUUGUUCUUCUUCCCUGCGGAACAAACUACGUGGCCUCGACAGAACCUCGUCUCUCUCUCCGCUCAAAGCUUUAGGACUGGAAAACCUCAUCAAUCUUCACCAGAACGAGGAGAUGCUGUGAAGAUAUAACGGAACGUGGAGUGGCACAAAUAUCAUCUACUGCUUGGGGAGUAUCAGAAGAAAUGUCUGAGUUGAUUAACGCAAACUGCAGAAAGUACUCAUAGU
Messenger RNA from Cryptococcus deneoformans JEC21, 2866 nucleotides. Its product is annotated as origin recognition complex subunit 4, putative. Gene Ontology annotation, molecular function: ATP hydrolysis activity; DNA replication origin binding. NCBI's taxonomy places the organism in Eukaryota, Fungi, Basidiomycota, Tremellomycetes, Tremellales, Cryptococcaceae. Gene Ontology annotation, biological process: DNA replication initiation; DNA replication. The record is from RefSeq and is a predicted model, not a curated record. Bases 62 to 2518 code for a protein of 818 amino acids. The transcript is spliced from 7 exons. Gene Ontology annotation, cellular component: nucleus; nuclear origin of replication recognition complex.